This is a messenger RNA of Recurvomyces mirabilis, 1062 nucleotides long. RefSeq lists its product as uncharacterized. The transcript has 8 exons. The record is from RefSeq and is a predicted model, not a curated record. Lineage: Eukaryota; Fungi; Ascomycota; Dothideomycetes; Mycosphaerellales; Teratosphaeriaceae. Gene Ontology annotation, molecular function: oxidoreductase activity. Bases 1 to 1062 code for a protein of 353 amino acids.
AUGUCCACCACCGUAACCGCAACGAAGACAUCGUCGGCGGAAACCUUGCAAACGUUCACCAUCAAGCCAACGCCUCUGUGGCAACCUUUGCCAAUCGAAGGAGACAUCCCAGCGCCAUACACGACCAACAGCGGCCUAGAAGUCGUGCCGCUGCAUCCAACGUUUGCUUGCGAGCUGCGAGGCGUCGACUGGAGCAAGUCGAUUUCCCAAGAGGCCUACGAUGAGAUCCGCCAAAUUGCCGACCAGUAUGGUGUUGUGGCAUGCCGUAACACUGGUCUGACUGAUGAGGCUCAUAUCGAGUUCUCGCGCAAUUUUGGCGACCUUGAUGAUGUUCGACCAUAUAUCGAUGCUGGUCGCAAGCACCGUCUGGCGUACCCGGAGUUGUUUGACGCUGGCAACAUUGAUCCCGAGACUGGAAAUGCUGCACCGUUAUCUGCUGCACAGGUCAUUGGCAACAAGGCAAACGAGCAGUUCCAUGUUGAUUCGUCGUUCAAUGCGAGACGAGCAGGCCACUCCCUACUACUUGCUCAUGUCAUACCUCCGAAGGGUAUGGGCGGUGCUACUGAGUUUGCGGACUCGAGAACAGCAUACGAUGAUCUGUCUGAGGAGAUGAAGCAAGAGCUCGAGACUCUGGUGACCAACCACUCACUAUUCCAUUCGAGGAAGAAGGCUGUACCGGACUAUUUCAAGGACACAGACCCUUCUAAGCUGCCACUCAGCAAGCACAGGCUGAUUCAGGACCAUGAAUGGAGUAGCCGGAAGAACCUGUACAUCGCAUCGUAUGUUUACAGCAUCGAUGGCAUGGAUACCGUGCAAGGCACAGGGCUGAUCAACGACCUCAUCGAACAUGUCUCGAAGCCCAAAUAUCGGACAACGAUACCGUGGGAGCAAAACGGCGAUAUGAUCAUCUGGGACAACACCAGCGUCUUGCACCGAGCCACUGGAGGGACAUAUGAAGGCAAAUAUCCUCGUGACAUGCGACGAACAACUGUAAAGGACAUGUCGUCCUACAAGUUCGGUCUGAAUGAUCCUAGCAAUGAGUGGCGUGUGGGUUUGCCGUAG